Messenger RNA from Haliotis rufescens (red abalone), 957 nucleotides. Its product is annotated as multiple epidermal growth factor-like domains protein 11. Bases 1 to 957 code for a protein of 318 amino acids. Lineage: Eukaryota; Metazoa; Mollusca; Gastropoda; Lepetellida; Haliotidae. The record is from RefSeq and is a predicted model, not a curated record. The transcript is spliced from 8 exons. Gene Ontology annotation, molecular function: scavenger receptor activity.
AUGAAUCCCCACAUUGUUUGUCACAUGCUUCUCCCCAUCUUCCAGUUACCGGACAUGUUCUUGUACAUUCAUCAUGGUCAUCUUGAGUUUGUCUCUGGCAUUCAGUACAAGAGUCGCCAUUCCUGUACAUACCAACUGCACAAUCUGGAGAAAAUAGAAACCAUCUUUUUGUAUAACAAACCAUGUACGCCCGGCACACAUGGAGAGAACUGUGAGUCCAAGUGUGGGAACUGUGCUGGAGUGGCCUGUGAUCCUAUCAGUGGAAGCUGCCCACAAGGAUGUGAAGGUGGUUGGCAUGGAACAGAUUGUAAAGCAGCGUGUCCUGCGUACACCUAUGGAACUGGAUGUACUGCCUGUGGUAUGUGUGCUGCGAGAAUGGCCUAUGACAAAGGUUCAGGAGCCUGUCCAGCUGGAUGUCGCGCAGGGUGGACUGGAAACAAAUGUAACAGUCCAUGUCUCCCAAAUACUCACAGCGCUUGUGAACCAUGCGGUCAGUGUGCUGGUGGUGUUCCUUGUGACAAGAUCUCAGGGCUCUGCUCAGUUGGAUGCCAAGAAGGCUGGAGUGGGUCUCUGUGUAAAACACCGUGCACACCUGGAACACACGGAGCAGGAUGUCUAUCACUUUGCUCCCACUGCAAAACAGGAAGUGUGUGUCAUCAGGUGACUGGUCAAUGCCCGGAAGGUUGUCAACAGGGAUGGAGAGGCGCUAAAUGCGACGAGGGUGUUGGUGAAACCGGGGAUGAGACAAACAACACAUCUCUUCUAAUUGGAGUUAUUGGAGCGUCAGCUGGGGUUGUUGUCCUACUUGUAAUCAUCGCCAUAAUUGUUGCCACAGUCGUAUUUGCCAGGCGAAAGCGACGUACUCGACAGCAGAGCAUCGAUCAAUACGACACAGCCGAUAUGGCCAGGCGGCCGAAGAUCUUCCGCGCGGCCACAGACCAUUGCCCUGCCUACUAA